Messenger RNA from Moneuplotes crassus, 2445 nucleotides. Lineage: Eukaryota; Ciliophora; Spirotrichea; Euplotida; Euplotidae. The record is from the annotation of a GenBank genome assembly.
AAUUAGUUAGAAAUGGAGCGAGAAUCGCUGUACAAGCAAGCCUACUUUGAGUGCCUCAGAAGCUACUCAGAGAAAGGUGCUGAUGAAAGGCUUGAUAAGAGCUAUAAAUUCAACUUUGGUCCAUCUUUCGAAUUUGAUAGAAAUUCGCAGUGGAAGAAUGAAAAGGCUAAGUUCUGUAUCCAGGGAUCUAACCCGGUCAAAAUGAUCAGGAAUCUUGAGAAGGAACUUAACAGACUUACAGUUGAAGGCUAUGAUGCUAUCUCAAAACUUGACUACAAUGCUGACCAUGAAAAUUCAUCCGUUCAGGAGGCCAUCAAAUUUGAGAAUAUUUCAUGGAAACUUUUUACUGAGUGUGUUUCUGCGGAUUAUAUCCAUUUCGAAAAUAUAAAGAGAGAUACGAUUCCUGAAGACCAAAGAACUCCCAUGACCUUGCUUUCUGAUAUCAUAAAGAGCGACCAUGAGAUCCUGUCAGUUUAUUAUAUCCUCAAAUGGCUGGAGAAGAUCUACAGUUGGGAUAUGAGAAUGCCAUCCAAACUUGCUGAAAGAGAUAUUGAAAAAUUAGGUCUCAUCGAAGAUGACAACCUCUGCCUGAAAGAAGAUAUAGCCAAGUUCAUGUUCAAUAACUUAAGGUCUGGAAGGCUUGGUCAAAUCAAGGACAGGCUCCCAACCCUGGUCAAAGCAUGGAAGACCUCCAUGUUACAGGGAGACAUGCCUUCUCUUGGAGAAGUCAUUGACCCCAUCGGCUGUAAUGAAGGUGACUUUAGAGAUCCACUGCUUGAGAAAAAGAAUCACAAUGAUGGCAGAGACUGUAACUUUAGCACUGCUGAUUACUUCAACCAUAUAAAAAUAUGUAAAAUGAAGAUCGAGUUUUAUGGUAGAGAGAGUACUGAAUCUAAAUAUAAGCGAGCACUGUAUGGCUCAUUCUGUGGUGACACCUCAUCUAUGCUCAGGGUCUCUAACAAUUGGGAUGAUUACCUCUGGUCUUAUAUGAAAACAGUCUUUUUCUUCAACGUGACAGAAAAAUACAUCCAAGAGGAGGAAGAAUACCUGGAAAUGUACAAUAUGACUCAUGGAGAUUUCCAUUGUAGUGAGGAAAAGUUCAAGGCUGAAUUUCAAAACUGGCCUUUCCCUGAGACCUGCCCGAUUGAUUUUGAUGGAAUUCUAGAUAAGAGCAUCAAAGAUGUACCAAAGUCUUUUAUUUCCUUUAGCAGUAGAGAGGGUAACCCUUUCCUACAAGUUUUGACUCUUCUGUUGCAGAUUCAGCUAAAGUCAUCUAAAGUAUCAGAUGAGAAUGAAAACCGCUGGAAUAUUCUCGUUGAUAAGAUCUAUGACUUGAACCAACUGAGAAAUUUUGCACAUGAAGACCUGAUAUUUUUGAGAUUUAGCUCACAUCUGUUGAUAAUGCUGUAUAUUCUUCAAAGGAUUGAUAACAACAGAGUUGAGAGAUACAACGAUGUUUUAUUCAAGUUUAUCAACUCUGAGGAGGAAAUAGACUCUCCAAUGCAUACGUUUUAUCUGAACUUCAUCAUUGGGGACGACAAGAAAGUAGAGUAUUACUCUGAACAAGUUUAUUCCAUCACUGAUAAGGUAAUCCAGGACCGAAUCUUGGAGAAUAUCGACACUUUCCUCCCAGCACUUAAAGAUGAUUUCAAGGACACUAUAAAAUCUAUGAUUGUUGGAGGAAUCAAGCCUAAAUCUAGUGGAGCUGUGAACAUCCAGCAGGUCAUCAAAAAGCUCAACUGGCUCUUUUACCAAGAUAAUUAUCUAGAGUUUUAUAAAACCGUUGUUGAGGUGGCCAGAAAAUAUUUCCUCAACAUCUCAGCUGAGUUUGGGUAUCAUAAUUACAUUGAGACUCUAUACGACGAGCUCAAGGCUAAUCUUGACUUCUGAGAGCAGAAUGAUGAGAGAUUCAGCCAGGAUGGCUUCUACAGCUGCCUAGUUGCUGAGAGGAAGAAGCACUGUCUUCUUGUCCAGUUAAUCUGCGAGAGUCAUCUUUUGAAAAAUCCUAGCAUUAAUGAACAAGCUGGUCGUACUAGGAGGAACAGAAUUCUGAAUAAUAUUGAUAAGGUCUUGAAGGAUGCCUCCCAAGGAACUGUUCUCUUCGAUUACCCCUUAGAAACAGAGAAUGACCAGGAGAUAAAAAUGGCCCAUGAAGCCUUGAAGAAUAAGUUAAUCGCUCCUUUGCUUCUUCUUAAAAUAGAUUUACUCAUGGACACUGAGAAGUUUGAAGAAUGCUUAAGGAUCAUGGAGUAUAUCUUAGACACCUCUGGAUCUAAGGACAUGCAAGUUGAUUCAGUGUUUGGCGCACCUGCUAGAGAAGGCCACCCAGGAGAGUUAUCUUUGAGAAAAUACCUUGAGCUAUCUGUUGUGGCAAAGAUCGAUUCCAAAAUUUCAGAUGCAAUGAUGAGAUCUCCUGAAGUAGUUGAAUAUCUUCUGUCAAACUAA